CGUGGAUACCCAAAACCCGAGCGGGUAUGAGCAUGGUUUUGAUUUUCGACGUGAUUCUUAUGUGGAUAUGGGUAAAACCCGAACUACCUUAGGUAGGGUAACGGAUAUGCACUAUCCGCCCCCAACCCGACCCGACCCAACCCAACCCAUUGCCAUCCCUACUGGUUAUUUCGUUAUGUUAGGAGCUUCUCCCAUUUCCUGGCGUACGAAGAAGCAGAGAGUUGUGGCAAGAUCCUCUGCUAAAGCUGAAUAUCGAGCCAUGGCCAGCACUGUCAGUGAGGUCCUUUUGCUCCGGUGGUUACUUCGUGAUCUUGGUGUUCACCAUUCAGUUCCAACUCCUUUGUUCUGCGAUAAUCAGGCGACUCUUCACAUUGCUUCUAAUUCGGUGUUUCAUGAGCGUACAAAACAUGUCGAGAUGGGCUGUAAUUUCGUCCGUGAGCGGGUUCAGUCGCUUGCAUUGUUCUGCGAAGAUUGCCACUUCCGACCAGCCGGUUGAUCUCUUCAUAAAGGGAUUAAGUGUGAACCAGUUUCACCAUCUCUUCGUCAAGUUUGGACUUCUUGAUAUUCACUCUUUCGCUUGAGGGGGAGUGUUGUGAUUCCUAUAGACCAUAUUAAAAUAUAGGGAUCACUUCCGUAAUUUUUCUUUCUCCUAGUUGUCUAGGUAGAUGGAGUAAGGGGGUGUUGGUUUUUGUAUAAAUAAGCUGUAAGGGUCAGCCGAAACCCUAAGUGAAAAUAGCUGAAAUAAUAAAAGAAUUCGAGAGCUCAAAGCUCUCCGUGGACUAGUCUCGAUCCAUUGAUCGAGGAAACCACAUAAAAUCGGUCUCGUGUUCUUUCUUGUUUUCAUUCCUUUGGUUCUUUACAUAUUAUAAGGGAUAAUAGCAUUUUUGCCCCUAUACUAUUGUAUGUUAACUACGAAUGUACCCAUGUACUAAUAUUUUGCACUUUUAUAGAAUUACAAAAACAUACCAAAUGUAACCUCAUGUUUAGUUUUCUGUCAACUAACUGUUAAGUGAGAGGGAAAAUGGCCAAUUUACCCUUUAUCAUUCCCUAAUUUAAUUGACUUCUGGUUUUCUAUAAAAUAAAGAAUAAAGUAAAAAUUGCACUUUUUAUCUUCUCACCUGGGUCGCAUUAGCUAACUCUCUUCUCUGUUCUGAAACCCUAAUUGGAACUCUCUCACCGACGACGAAAUCAACUCGAAAUCUAGGAUGCCGCCGCCGUUUGAUUUAUCGCACCUUCAAGCAGUCCAUACACCUCGGCUUCCCCCACGCUAAAUUGGCGUUGUAUGACCUCAAUCGACUCCAACUCGUGAAUAGUAAUCCGUCGGGUCCCAUACCAUCCUCUUCUCUCACGGCCCCCGGCCCGCCAGCAGAGUCUACCCUUCCCUCCCCUGAAUCUUGCUCACAAACUCGCUAUCCAUCCUCAUCGCCAAUCUUCUUCGUCCUAUUCUUUGCCGACAUCGCUUUGGAAUCGGUAAGAGAGUGAAGUAGUAACAGGGAGGGCGACAAAAAGGUACUAGUUGGGAAAAUGGAAUUUUUUGCUUCUUUCUUGCUUUUCCUUCCCAAUUUCCCACCCCUCUUAUGUUCAUUCUGGAACAUUUUUGAACCCAGAAUCUAGAUUACUCUAAUAAAUCCGAUUCAGUGACACUCAGCAUUUUAGGAUGAAUUGGACAACAUUAGAAUGGGGACGUACGCUAAUUUUAGGCUAGGAUGUGUUCUGGUAAAUUUUACUGCUAAAUUGGGUUUUAUGUUGUAAAUUUUGGAUGUCCGAGAAUUGCAGGGAGGAAUGGUUAAUUAUUAUGUUCAGGUGAGCGGCGAUCAGCUUGGCGCUGAGGGAGUAGCAGCAUGUCGUAAUGGGCGCCGGUGGAGUUGGUUGAUGGCGGAGUUGAAGAUGACCACCGGGGUGGGAAGGUCGACGGACGAAGAUGCUUGAGAGACGUACAUAGUUAUUAGGUUCGAGAUUUAAUUUCCGCCAUUACAAAAUGUAAUUAAAUUAUAAUUUCAGUUUAAGUAAGGGGUAAUUUCCUCAUUUUCCAUUCCACUUAAAGGCAACUGCACAGAAUUUUUAACGGAAGGGUAUUUUCGUUACGUUGUAAUAUUAUAAGGCUAUAUUUGUGCAAAAAUAUACUACAGACUACGUUUAUUAAUUUGCAAUAGUAAAGAGGUACAAUAUCC
Messenger RNA from Linum trigynum, 2171 nucleotides. NCBI's taxonomy places the organism in Eukaryota, Viridiplantae, Streptophyta, Magnoliopsida, Malpighiales, Linaceae. The record is from the annotation of a GenBank genome assembly.